UUUGAUCCAACCAUCAUCGUCAGCAGGUAACUGUCGGUGCUGUGUUGCAUCAGCAACGCCCCAUUUUUACAGACUCACCAACCGUUUUCUUUGCCCUUUCAACCAUACAUCUCUUCACUCCUCUCACCGACAUUUCCAUUCUCAACAUUCAAGCUCAAAAGAAGAAGAAAAAAGGAGAAGAAAGAAGAAAGAUUUGAUUUUUGUGGAAAAAAGUUGCUGUAUAAGGUGGGAGAAAAUGGGGGAUAAGUCGAGGUCGAAAGGGGGUUGGUGCGGGUGGCUGCUGGUGUUGAUAGUUGCGGCGGCAAUUGGGGUUUCCAUUUUCGUGCUUGUGAAGAAGAAACAUGGCGGCGGGUCUUCGGAGCCCGAUGCCGCCCCUGUUCCCGGGCCUCCUGGCGCCGUUACUCAGAAAUAUGGCGAUGCCCUCAAGAUCGCAAUGCAGUUCUUUGAUGUGCAGAAGUCUGGAAAGUUGGUAGACAACAAAAUAUCAUGGCGAGGGGAUUCUGGUCUCAAAGAUGGCAAAUCAGCAAGUCUAGAUCUGAGUAAAGGAAUGUAUGAUGCUGGGGACCUUAUGAAAUUCGGGUUCCCGAUGGCUUAUACUGCGACAGUAUUGGCAUGGACGAUCCUCGAGUAUGGUGAUCAGAUGGCGGUAGUGAAACAGUUAGAACCUGCCAAAGGUUCGCUCAAAUGGAUAACUGACUACCUUGUCAACGCGCAUCCUGAGGAUAAUGUCCUUUACAUUCAGGUGGGUGAUCCCGACAUAGACCAUAAAUGCUGGCAAAGGCCUGAAGAGAUGACUGAAUCGAGGCCUCUUACCCAAAUCAACGCUUCUGUCCCGGGAACCGAAGUUGCAGCUGAAACUGCAGCAGCUAUGGCAGCAGCAUCCCUUGUGUUUAAAUCCUCCAACUCUGAAUACUCGAGCUCGCUUCUGAAUCACGCUAAACAGUUGUUUACUUUUGCUGACAAACACAGAGGAUCUUACAGUGAAAACAUUCCUAAAGUUGCCACAUAUUAUAACUCAACGGGAUACGGUGAUGAACUCUUGUGGGCAGCAACCUGGCUCUAUCACGCAACAGGAGAUCAAUCGUAUCAUGAUUAUGUGACCGGGGACAGCGCGGAUGAAUUUGCUAGUUUUGGAAAUCCAACCUGGUUUAGCUGGGAUAACAAACUCGCGGGAGUGCAGGUUCUCUUGUCCCGGGUAAGUUUAUUUAGGUCAAAGGAUUUAUCAAACUCGAACGUUCUGAUGAAGUAUAGGAGCACUGCAGAAGCAGUUAUGUGUGGCCUCUUACCGAAAUCUCCUACAGCCACAUCCAGCAGAACCGAUUCUGGUUUAGUAUGGAUAAGCCAAUGGAACGCUUUGCAGCAUCCCGUAGCCUCGGCCUUCUUAGCUGUAGUCUACAGCGAUUACAUGCUUUCGUCUCGCACUGCAAAGAUAACGUGCGAUGGAAAAUAUUAUACCCCAUCUGAUCUGCGGAAGUUUGCCAUGUCACAGGCUGAUUAUGUUUUGGGCGACAAUCCAAUGAAGAUGAGUUAUCUCGUUGGGUAUGGAGACAACUACCCGAAAUAUGUUCACCAUCGAGGAGCCUCGAUACCCACCGAUGCAACAACCGGGUGCAAAGAUGGCUUCAAGUGGCUCGAAUCCACCCAGCCUAACCCCAACGUUGCAGUUGGGGGACUCGUCGGUGGGCCAUUUCUGAACGAGACGUAUAUUGAUUCAAGGAACAACUCGAUGCAAGCGGAGCCCACGACCUACAACAGUGCAAUCAUCGUCGGCCUUCUUUCGGGCUUGGUUACAACCUCUUCAGUUGUUCGCUCUUUCACUUGAGGUAGGCUUCACACGCAAUCCACCAUUAUCUUGCCUCGUGUCGUAUAUAUAGCUGUGUGCACACAUCUCUGAUAUUGCAUUAUUUGGAUCAACUAGUAUGUUGUACCACUAUUAGUUUGUGUCAAAGCAAAAUGAGUUUUGUAGUGUGUAAAAACAUAUAAUCUAUGUUUAAGAAAAAAGGCUUUUAUGAUCUGCCAGUUCUGCUCC
This is a messenger RNA of Ipomoea triloba (trilobed morning glory), 2029 nucleotides long. Its product is annotated as endoglucanase 10-like. Lineage: Eukaryota; Viridiplantae; Streptophyta; Magnoliopsida; Solanales; Convolvulaceae. The record is from RefSeq and is a predicted model, not a curated record. Bases 236 to 1822 code for a protein of 528 amino acids. Gene Ontology annotation, molecular function: hydrolase activity, hydrolyzing O-glycosyl compounds. Gene Ontology annotation, biological process: carbohydrate metabolic process. The transcript has 7 exons.